AAUGUGGUGACGUAAUCCAUCUAACAAGUUCGAAUCGCGUGGCUGCCUUGGCCGCGUUCUAAGACUGAUGACGCAGUGUACACGUAAUUUAGAACGCGAGCGCUCACUACCCAUUUCGAGUAUUCCACGGGUUAGUUACGGAUCGCGCUUCUCUUCUGGUGAAAUCAUGUCUGUCAGUGAACCUUCCCGCGCUCAGAUGGCAUCGGAAGUGCCUGAGAUUCUGGUAGAUCCCAAGACAUUAAGGUCCUACGGCAGGGAUGAGCUUUUGGGACAGGGCGCUUGUGGCAAAUGCUAUAAGAUGACCGAUCUUGAAACUGGCGACACCUAUGCUGUUAAGGUCAUCCGGCUAUAUUCCUGGGGAGUGGAGGAGGUCUGUGAAGAAGUACAGAUUUUAAAAACACUGCGGCACAAGAAUGUGGUGGGGUUCUCCCACUCUUUCGAAGAUGACAAAUUCAUGUAUAUUUUCAUGGAGUUGUGCAGUGGGCAGACACUCGGUGACAUUUUAAAAGCUCGGGGGACUUUGACUGAGCCCGAAGUGCGAUACUACAUUAACCAGCUGAUUUCAGGGUUAACAUACAUCCACCGGCAAGGUUACGUCCACAGGGACAUCAAGUUGGAAAAUUUAUUUAUCAAUGACCAAAUGGAACUGAAAAUUGGGGAUUUCGGACUGGCGGUCAAGCUGAAGCCGAGGGAGAAAGAAGUGUGUGGUACUCCCGUCUACAUGGCUCCAGAAGUGUGGAAACGAGAGGGCCAUGGAACGGAAGCGGACGUCUGGGCACUGGGCUGUGUCAUAAUCUCUCUAUUGAAGCUGGGAAACUGAUGGGCAAGAUAUUUAGAAUCGACCCACGGGAUCGCCCGUCACUAUCGAAUGUCCGUCGCCACAAGUUCUUCACAAAGGGCUUCACUCCAAAGGCACUGCCAGCUAGUAGCUGCAAUACACCACCACAGCAUAAAGCAGUCAACCCAUUCAAAAAGAUUUUCAACCGUUUCAUGCGCCUGAUACGAAAAAAGCGAUCCAGAGUUGAGCCUUUACGGGAGGAUGCCGAGCAGAGUGGACUUGAGAUCCCCCAGCCUGUGGAGUCACUCCGUGUUCUAGAGGAUGUCAACAGACCAAUGAACAAAUUGACCUGGUCCAGUUGGUCAAAGUGGUUGAGGGACCUGUAGGCAGGCUGUACUCAGCAAGUGCAGUGACGCCCCACACCUGAGUGCCUCCCCCAGCUCCCUGUCCACUCCUGUUUCAAUAAAGUUCUUUUGUGUUUCAAGC
Molecule: messenger RNA, 1264 nt
Organism: Brienomyrus brachyistius
Lineage: Eukaryota; Metazoa; Chordata; Actinopteri; Osteoglossiformes; Mormyridae
Product: serine/threonine-protein kinase PLK3-like
Exons: 10
Coding region: 68-820 (250 amino acids)
Biological process (GO): mitotic cell cycle; regulation of cytokinesis; protein phosphorylation
Cellular component (GO): centrosome; spindle pole; cytoplasm
Molecular function (GO): ATP binding; protein serine/threonine kinase activity
Source: RefSeq, a predicted model, not a curated record